AUGUAUAACACGGUGAUACUGAAUCUGACAUUGCUGUUGGCACUCUGCAAAUGCUGUCCAUUUCCUUGCAUAUGCAGAUGGAAGAACGGAAAGCAAACCAGUGAGUGUGUCAACAAGGACCUUUUGGUCAUUCCCGAUGGACUGGAUGCCACUACGCAAGUGCUGGAGUUUGCCGGCAAUAAUCUGAGGACGCUGCAUCGGGAGAAGUUCGUCAGAUUGGAUUUGAUCAAUCUGCAGAGGAUACAUCUUUCACGGAUAAGCGUCGUCAGCGAGGCGACCUUCAAAGGCCUCACGAACCUCGUGGAGCUCGACUUAUCCGACAACCUCCUGGAUGCCAUACCGUCGGUUUCUCUCCUCGACUGCCCUGCGCUGAUGCGACUUUCGCUCAGCCGCAACCCCAUCACAGCCCUGGAUCAGAACGCCUUCGAUCGGCUGUCCCUGGAAUGGCUGCACCUGGAGGCCAACAAGAUGACCUCUUUUGCUGCGGCCCUGCAUCUGCCAGGCAGCCUGAAGGGCGUGCAGCUGCAGGAGAACCCUUGGCAGUGCGAUUGCCGCUUGAGAGACCUGCAGGAAUUCCUGUUGAAGUUCGGGUAUCCGUUUUCCAUCGAACCGGUGUGCAGUGGCCCAAGAGAGUUGUCAGGGCAAAAGAUAAAAGCCGUUCCGACGGACCAUUUAGCCUGCGUUCCAGUAGUCACGCCCACAAUACUCUACCUCGAGAUCGACCAAGGCCACAACAUAUCACUCGCCUGCCAAGUGGACGCCAUCCCAGAAGCCGCAAUAAACUGGUACUUCGACGGACAACUCCUGCAAAACGACACUUACCUCGCUCCAGGACUCCGUUUAUUAUACUACGUGGAACGCGGCACGUCGAACAAAACCAGUGAACUUUACAUAUUCAAUGCAAAUUCUGGCGAUAGUGGAACAUUCGUAUGCAGCGCUGAAAAUCCUGCAGGCGUAAGCCGCGCUAACUACACCGUAAAGUUGCUAAUGAGGCAGGAAGAACCCCGCGAGAGGAACGAGCCCCCAUUCGAGUUCAUCCUAGUCUUAACCUUCGCCACCUCUUUAUCGGUGCUACUCAUCAUAGUAGUCGCGACAUUCGCAGCUCUGAAGUGCCGCAGGAGGUCAAGAAUGCGCAGGAAACGGCACGAAUCUAAGGUAGCGCUGGAAUCGUCCAGCGGUGAUAACCUCUUCAAGGAAAGCUUCGAUGACUCAAUGGAACCUGCAGACCACGCCAAGGAAUACAGUUUAGAGACCAGUCAGGGACCGUCUGUAGUGGCUUUUAACCAUGAUCAGAUCUCGAUGAAGUUGUACCAGGAACGGAAUCCGGAUCUGAUCAAUGGUACUGACGUUAUGGAGAAGAGUGAGUGCGCGGUGAUAAGGAGACACCAUUCCAUAAGAAAUGUGCGGUUCGGUGGUGAAACUGAAGUGAGUGAUUGUGGGGCGCUGUUUGUGAUGCCAGGGGAGUUGAGGCUGCAUCCUGGAGCUGGCUGUUAUAAGACGUUGCCUAAUAAGAAGAGAACUGCAGCAGCUCCGUUAGGCCGUCUUUCCAGAGAAGCGGACUUCCUGAACCGCAGCGCGGCUGCCCAGACGCAGCCAGCUUACGAGUUUUUCGGCAGCGACAUACGUCACACGGCCGACGGCUAUCCCGCCAGAAACGUCGACGGACGUCAGCAGGCUCCAGGGAUAACGACCCCCUUAGAAGGGGAAGGCAAGGGAGAUGUGCCAGAAAAGAAAUCAGUAGGGUGCGGCCAGGACAAUUGUUUCCAAAAAGUUUGUACGUAGGAGGGUCAAGCAUAGGGGACAAACAAGGUUUUGAUGGAAAAAUUUCCUUAUGUUAU
This is a messenger RNA of Phaedon cochleariae (mustard beetle), 1838 nucleotides long. The record is from the annotation of a GenBank genome assembly. Lineage: Eukaryota; Metazoa; Arthropoda; Insecta; Coleoptera; Chrysomelidae.